Molecule: messenger RNA, 3048 nt
Organism: Pseudophryne corroboree (corroboree frog)
Lineage: Eukaryota; Metazoa; Chordata; Amphibia; Anura; Myobatrachidae
Product: zinc finger protein 300-like
Exons: 2
Coding region: 332-1210 (292 amino acids)
Biological process (GO): regulation of gene expression
Cellular component (GO): nucleus
Source: RefSeq, a predicted model, not a curated record
UGGGGAGGAGGCUGGAUAGAAACACGGGAUGAGGGGGUGACAGCCGAGUCUCCUCCCCCUUCCUUGUCUCCUCUCCUCCUCCCCUUCCUUGUCUUCCGUCCAGUCUCCUCCCCUCUGAUCCCUCGGCCGGAGCUGGUGACGUAACCUGGAUGUGGCGGCGGGAUUCGGGGAAGUGGUGACCGGUAGUGAGGUGAAUUUUGAAAGGGACAUUGUUCUCUGAUCAAGCCAACAAAAGACGUCCUUUCGUCUUAUGCCUCUGGACGGUACACAAAAGCCAUGUUUAUUUAGAGGAUAGGAGAAACCUGUAACUAAGUUGUUACUCUUCAAAGAAAUGAAGCACAAAAGAGAGAAAACACUUCAGUGCUCGGAGUGUGACUUACGCUUUGCAGCUAAAACACAUCUUCUCAUACAUCAGAGGGUUCACACAGGAGAGAAACCAUAUCUGUGCUCUGAGUGUGACAAAACCUUCACACGUAAACCACAGCUUGUCAUACAUCAGAGGAGUCACACAGGAGAGCAACCAUUUAAAUGUUCUGAGUGUAGCAAGUGUUUUUCCCGGAAGUUAGGUCUUGUUGUACAUCAGAUGAUUCACACAGGAGAGAAACCAUUUAAAUGCUCUGAAUGCAGCAAGUGUUUCAACAGAAAGGAACAACUUGUUAGACAUCAGAGGACUCACACAGGAGAGAAACCAUUUAAAUGCUCUGACUGCAGCAAGUGUUAUGCCACAAAGCGACAACUUGUUAUACAUCAGUGGAAUCACACAGGAGAAAAACCAUUUACAUGCUCUGAAUGUAGCAAGUGUUUUUCCAAUAAGUCGCAUCUUGUUAGUCAUCAGAGGACUCAUACAGGGGAGAAACCAUUUGCAUGCUCUGAAUGCAGCAAAUGUUUUUCUGAGAAGCAACGACUUAUUAUACAUCAGAGGACUCACACAGGAGAGAAAUCAUUUACAUGCUCUGAAUGCAGCAAGUGUUUUUCCCAGAAGUCACAGCUUGAUAGACAUCAGAUGAUUCACACAGGAGAGAAGCCAUUUAAAUGCUCUGAAUGCAGCAAUUGUUUUUCCCAGAAGUCACAGCUUGUUAGUCAUCAGAGGAUUCACACAAGAGAGAAACCAUUUACAUGUUCUGAAUGCAGGAGGUGUUUUUCAGAGAAGUCAAAUCUCAUUAGACAUCAGAUGAGCCACACAGGAGAGAAGACCUUUAAAUGUUCUUAAUGCAGCAAAUGUUAUACCCUUAAAAAGAAUCUAGUUAGACAUCAGAAGAGUCACACAGGAGAGAAACCAUUUACAUGCUCUAAAUGCAACAAGUGUUUUUCCCAGAAGGCACAGCUUGUUGGUCAUCAGAUAAGUCACACAAGAGAGAAACCAUUUACAUGUUCUGAAUGCAGGAGUUGUUUUUCAGAGAAGUCAAAUCUCAUUAGACAUCAGAGGAGUCACACAGGAGAGAAACCAUUAACAUGUUCUGAAUGCAGCAAGUGUUUUACCAAGAAGAAAAUAUUUAUUACUCACAUGAGGAGUCACUGUAAUGCUUAAAAUGUGGCAUGUGUUUAUUAAGUUAACCUGUAUUAUGGCAGUGGGCCUGAUUCUGAGAUGGAAGCAUAGAAUGAGAAAGCAAAUAACUUUGCACCUAGACAAACCCAUGUUGCAAUGCAAAGGGUGCAAAUACAUUUGUUAUUUUUGCCAUGGUUCAAGUUCCUUUUUUUCCCCCCUGUACUUUAUGCUCUGGAUUUUCUCCAAUAUGCCUUAGAGAAAGGCAAUUUAAAUUUUUGUAAUAGUGAGAAAAUGUUAUAGAAUCUCAAGCAGGUACUGUGAGGAGUUAGGUAUCCCGGCAGCGGAGUGCCAACAGGGGGGGGGUGAGUGCAAGAAGCCCCUUACGUUCACUCUCGAGUGAUGAUAGUCCCUGUUGGUCGGCAUGCCGACCGUCUGGAUUUUCGGCGGGUGAGGUGUUGUGACCGCCGGUCACUACAUCCCGCUGGGAGUAGUAGAGGAAAGCUUUCUGUCCAGUAGAGUGUUCUAGCGGCUCCUCUAAGUACUGGGAUUCUAUCCAUUACAGGCAGUGCUAUAAGUUAUGGUUAUUUCUGUAGGAACUCUGUAUGCGUCUCUCUUUCACCAUAUGUGUUAUACAGGUUGAGUAUCCCUUUUCCAAAAUGCUUGGGACCAGAAGUAAUUUGGAUAUCGGAUUUUUCCGUAUUUUGGAAUAAUUGCAUACCAUAAUGAGAUAUCAUGGUGAUGGGACCCAAGUCUAAGCACAGAAUACAUUUAUGUUUCAUAUACACCUUAUACACACAGCCUGAAGGUAAUUUUAGCCAAUAUUUUUAAUAACUUUGUGUAUUGAACAAAGUGUGUGUAAAUUCACACAAAUCAUUUAUGUUUCAUAUACACCUUAUACACACAGCCUGAAGAUCAUUGAAUACAAUAUUUUUAAUAACUUGUGUAUUAAACAAAGUUGUGUACAUUCAGCCAUCGGAAAACAAAGGUUUCACUAUCUCACUCUCGCUCAAAAAAUUCCGUAUUUUGGAAUAUUCAGUAUUUCGGAAUAUUUGGAUAUGGGAUACUCAACCUGUAUUUAAUAAACCAUUAUUCAAAGCUGACAAUACUUAGUGACUACUACUUUUGGACCCCUGCUGGAGUCGGACCCGUAUCUUUCAUCAGCUGCACUAUUCAUCUGCUGGUUGAAUUAUCAUCGAGAGCCGCAAACGGCACGUAGAGGUGCAGACCCGUGGAGCAUUCAAGUCGAGCAGGACAGGUUACAGCAGGUGCCAGUGCAGGUGCCGGUUUCCCCGCAGCCAGAGGCCAUCCUGGUGGAUGUCGGGACUUUUUCCUGCUGAUAACAUUUGCUCAUACCUCACGUAAGAUUCCGGUUGGAGCGGCUUUCACUCAAUUUACUGUCCUGUGUUGGAUUGAUAUGUUCAAAGGAACUGUGAUACUAAGUGACUGUUCAUUGGUAAUCAUCUAAUAUACGGGUUCUACUAGCAGCUAUACUUGAUCUAUUUUUGACUUUUAUAUAUAUUUCUCUGACGUCCUAGUGGAUGCUGGGAACUCCGUAAGGACCA